Molecule: messenger RNA, 1329 nt
Organism: Mangifera indica (mango)
Lineage: Eukaryota; Viridiplantae; Streptophyta; Magnoliopsida; Sapindales; Anacardiaceae
Product: RNA-binding protein EWS-like
Exons: 4
Coding region: 147-1199 (350 amino acids)
Biological process (GO): regulation of DNA-templated transcription
Cellular component (GO): nucleus
Molecular function (GO): RNA binding; transcription coregulator activity
Source: RefSeq, a predicted model, not a curated record
UCUUCUCGGCAACAGACACGCGUUCAUCGGAUUCACAGACACUUAAAAGAAACAAAACCAAUAGAUGAGUUCAAGAGACAAGGACCAAACGACUCCGCAUCAUCAACCGCUACUCAGUAGCCUAGUUGUACGUCCCUCCGUGGGCGAUGGGGGCGGUGACGGUGGCGGUCGCCGCGAAUACGAGCCUGGCGAAGUUCGCCGUGAUCCACCUCCAGCUUAUCGCUCCGAUCGGUACUCUGAUGAGCCCGCAUGAUAUUUUCUCAAGUUUCUCGAAUAUAUCAAGAUAUAGAACUCGUGUAGGUUCUGUUUCCCCUGUACGGCGUAGGGAUGUCGAUCAUCGAUAUAGCUCUAAUUUUGAUCAUUCCAGGGGUAUGCCACACAGUCACAAAUUUGGCAGUGGAAGGGAUCAUGGUAGAUAUAGAGACCCUUCACCACCUUAUGCUCAAGGAAGGGGUGGCGGCAGGUCUUUUGGCAGAGAUUUUGGUGGACCUGCACUUGGUCCUGGGCCUUUAAGAGGUGAAGGUAUGAAUCGGAAUAAUCCAAAUGUGCGACCACGGGAAGGAGACUGGACCUGCCCUGAUCCUUCAUGUGGCAACCUGAACUUUGCUAGGCGAGAGUACUGUAACAAUUGCAAGAGAUUUCGCUAUGCACCUGUUGGAAGUCCUAGAAGGGGUUACUCAGGCCCUCCACCACCACCACCACUGGCUCCUCCUUCUAGGCGAUUUUCUGGUCCUCCUAUGGAUAUUUCCUCUGACAGACCCAUGAAUGGCUUUAGGUCGCCUCCUCGUGGGUGGGGCAUGAGUGGCCAUGGCCCUAGAGAGUUUGGAGCUGGUGGACCACCACCUUCACGGCAUGAAGGCAGGUUUUCUGAUCACAUGCGGAGGGAUCGGCUUGAUUUACCAGAUUAUGGUUACCGAGGAAGGAACAAGCCAAUGCCACCUAUGGAUUGGAGCCAUAGAGACCGUGGAAGGGACAACUUCAAUGAAAGGAAAGGCUAUGAUAGACGGGCACCCUCUCCCCCUCCGGCUGCACUAGUUCCUCCACACCGUGGGCGAUGGGGGCAAGAUAUGCGAGAGAGGAGCAGAUCUCCCAUUAGAGGUGCACCUCCACCAAAAGGCUAUCAUCAAGAUAUGUACAUGGAACGGGGUAGAAAUGAUGGAAGAGGCGUCCGGCGUGACGGAAUCAGAAAUGCGUAUUAGCAUGGAUAGGAAAAGAUAUUAGAACCCAGAGGACAGCUUAGGAUUCUAGUGCUUUAAAUUCCAUUCCAAGUUCCCAUGAUAAUUUUGUUAGACCCUUAACAAUUCAAUAUCUAUCAAGAUUUUCUUUCCA